GACUUUCAUUCUUGAACAAUGAAAGAUACACACUCACCCAAUCACACAAGCUUGACAUUUACCUGCCUCCGUACCAUACCGACAAUUCAUUAACAAGCACAGGGGAAGAGAAUAAACCAGUCACUAACUACAAGAAAUACCUUCCACUGGGAAAGAGGGUUAUGGACUAGUGUUUCUCACAGCAAAAUUUUGCAGGAAGACAGAGAUCCAGAGCUCACAUUUUCUCUUUUCUUUUCUGUAGCAAAUACUCAGCUGAAUGGAGAUGGACUGGAGCAGCAGCACUACCGUGGGUUUAGUGUUCAUCCUGACUUUUCUGAUCGUUUUCAAAAUCGGAAGUUUCUUGAAUAGCAACUGGAGAAAGAAUCUUCCCCCAGGACCAAGAGCAUUACCUAUCAUUGGAAACCUUCAUUUGUUUGACUUGAAGAGACCCUACAGGACUUAUCUGCAGCUGUCAAAAGAAUAUGGUCCAGUCUUCAGUGUUCAGAUGGGACAAAGGAAAAUAGUAGUGCUUUCUGGGUACGAGACAGUGAAGGAAGCUCUUGUAAACCAGGCAGAUGCAUUUGCAGAGAGACCUAAAAUCCCAAUCUUUGAAGAUUUGACCAAAGGAUACGGGCUUGUUUUUGCUCAUGGUGAAAACUGGAAAGUGAUGCGAAGAUUUACUCUCACAACCUUACGAGACUUUGGAAUGGGAAAAAGGGACAUUGAGGACCGCAUUGUGGAGGAGUAUGGGCACCUGUUAGACACCAUUGGGUCACAAGAAGGAAAGCCCUUUGAUGCUAGUAAAAUAAUUAAUUCAGCAGUUGCUAACAUAAUUGUGUCAAUAUUACUGGGAAAACGAUUUGACUACAAAGAUUCCAGAUUUAUAAGACUUCUACAGUUGACCAAUGAAAACACGAGGCUUGCUGGGAAACCUUUGGUUACGAUGUACAACAUCUUCCCAUACCUUGGAUUCCUCCUAAGGGCUAACAAGACUCUUCUCAAAAAUAAAGAUGAAUUCCAGGCUUAUGUGAAAGUUACUUUUAUAGAACAUCUCAAAACUCUGGACAAAAACGAUCUAAGAAGUUUUAUUGAUGCUUUCCUUGUUAAACAGCAGGAGGAGAAAUCCACUUCCAAUGGGUAUUUCCAUAAUGACAACUUGCUAAGCUUGGUGAGCAAUUUGUUCACUGCUGGCCUUGAGACAAUUUCCUCCACACUAAACUGGAGCCUUCUGCUGAUGCUCAAGUACCCUGAAAUUCAGAGAAAGGUUCAAGAAGAGAUAGAGCAAGUGAUAGGGUCAAACCCUCCACGAAUUGAGCAUCGAACUCAAAUGCCAUAUACAGAUGCUGUUAUCCAUGAAGUUCAGCGAUUUGCUAGUAUCCUGCCAUUGGAUUUGCCUCAUGAGACUACUACAGAUGUCAUUCUCAAAGACUAUUUCAUUCCCAAGGGAACCUACAUCAUCCCCUUGCUGAUCUCUGUCCUGCAAGAUAAAUCCCAAUGGGAGAAACCAGAGAUGUUCUAUCCUGAACACUUUCUUGACUCCAAGGGAAAGUUUGUGAAGAAAGACGCUUUUAUGCCAUUUUCAGCAGGGCGGAGGAUCUGUGCUGGUGAGACUCUUGCCAAAAUGGAGCUCUUCCUCUUCUUCACCAGCCUCCUACAGAGGUUCACCUUCCACCCUCCCCCAGGAGUUUCCACCUCAGACCUGGACCUCAACCCUGCUAUUUCAUUUAAUGUUAUCCCCAAGCCCUAUAAAAUCUGUGCUGUAGCACGUUCAUAGAGCUCAAAUCAGUAUAAAUUUGAUUUAAAAAAUAUAUGACAUUUUCAUGAUUUCUGCCUUCUUAAUCCUUUGGCCAAAAUCAUUCACAACAUUACAUCUUAAUAGAAGUCUUUAGUACCUCCAAACCAAAGUGGUGGUGUUUUAUUUUUUAUUUACUGAGGGAGGGCAUUUCCCGUGGACCAGAAGCCCACGCUUAAUUGAUGAGUCAGGGAUCAACCUAAUAGAUGACCUAAACUGGGCUAAAUAAUAGAGACUCUUUCUUUCUCUGCCCCUGAAUUGUAAAUGUUAACUAACGUGUGAAAAUAUGGGGCAGGUUCCACUGAAGGCAAGGUUUGAAAAAGGAAAUCUCUACAGAACACGUAUUAAUAGUCAGUGAGCACAUUUCGUUUUCUCAUUUCAUCAAAGUACUCCAAACAAACCAGAUGUUUGCAUUUUUUUCUCAUAUUAGCCUUUAAAUAAAACACAUUUACUUCUGUAAUAUAAGAAAUCCAAUGUAACAAGAAAUCUCACAGUUAUCUUAUAAAGAUUCUGAAAGCAUAGAAAGAAAGUGAUAAUUGAAGGCAUGAUCACAGUGCAUGAAGAAGUGGAAGGUGAUACAAUUGCAUUGUGUUUUCCUGAGAAUGCACUUUUUUAUGUAUGUAACAACCAAUUUUAUCUAACCACCUUUGUAGAUACAGAUAGAUGUGACCUCCGUAAACCUGUUAGCUGAGGCUUUUGCAUGUAUUUAUCUUCAAAGAUGGACUUCCAAGACUAAUUUUCUUUUUCUAUCUCUAACAUUUCUGAAAAUAAAUAAAUAAAUAAAUAAAAUAAACCCACACCUCAGUUU
This is a messenger RNA of Cygnus atratus (black swan), 2579 nucleotides long. RefSeq names its product cytochrome P450 2K4-like. The transcript is spliced from 9 exons. Lineage: Eukaryota; Metazoa; Chordata; Aves; Anseriformes; Anatidae. Gene Ontology annotation, biological process: xenobiotic metabolic process. The record is from RefSeq and is a predicted model, not a curated record. Gene Ontology annotation, molecular function: heme binding; iron ion binding; oxidoreductase activity, acting on paired donors, with incorporation or reduction of molecular oxygen, reduced flavin or flavoprotein as one donor, and incorporation of one atom of oxygen. Gene Ontology annotation, cellular component: cytoplasm; intracellular membrane-bounded organelle. Bases 257 to 1753 code for a protein of 498 amino acids.